Tetranychus urticae (two-spotted spider mite) is the source of this 4489-nucleotide messenger RNA. Its product is annotated as protein turtle-like. NCBI's taxonomy places the organism in Eukaryota, Metazoa, Arthropoda, Arachnida, Trombidiformes, Tetranychidae. The record is from RefSeq and is a predicted model, not a curated record.
CGCUUAAUGUUAAUCAACCGAUAAAGUUGACAAAUUGUUGAAGAAAUCAAUUUUUAUAUUUAAAUUUGGUGAUUAAAGUCGAUCUUGAGUUUGUUGUAGAAUCCAAUUGGAUUAUUAAGUGAGGAUUAAAAGAUCAACAAAGUGUGUGCUUCAAAAUUUUAGACAAACUCCAUUUUAUUGUCAAAUUUUCUGAUAAAAUUGUGAUUCUUUGAAAAAUUUCUCAGAAAACUCUUUUAUUAUGAAAAGUUGAAAUAUCAACAUUUGUGCGCCCAUCAAUUUGUCGGGAUUAUGCCAGCGAUAAAAUACUUUGUGAUACAAUCGGCCAUUUCGUUGUCAUCAAAAUUUCUUUCAAGUUUACUGUGAUAAGUUUAAAUUGAAAAUUACAUUACAAUUGUGAAUUAGAAGUGAAAUGAAUAGUUAGCGACAAGAAAAUAGUCAAAGAAUAAAAAUUUUGAAAAUAGCUUAAAGUGUAAAAGUUAACAUUAAAAUUUCUCCUCCAAUCAGUCUCUCUUUUUAUACUGGGAAUGAAAAAGUUGAUCAUAACAUUGUGCUUAUAUCAAUUGUGUUAUGUAAACCAUGGUCAAGUUCAACCUUCAGCUAAUGAUGCUCAGCCUUUCGCAUCCAUAUUGUACACGGCAGUUGUUAAGGGUAAAGUUGCUUUACCUUGUGAUGUUACAGCGCCAACCUCAGAUGAUUCAGUUGCUCUUGUACUUUGGUAUAAGGAUGACGCUUUAGCACCAAUAUACACAAUAGAUGCAAGAAAAGGAACUAUUGAACAAGCUCGAACUUUAACAUCACCAUCAUUAGAAGGUCGAGCGUAUUUCAAUUUACACAAUCGACCAGCAUUUUUACAAAUUGAUCCCAUUAAAUUGAUGGAUGCUGGUGUCUAUCGUUGUCGAGUUGACUUUAAGAAAGCUCGAACUUUAAACACUGUAAUUAGUCUUAAAGUUAUCGUUCCACCAGAAGAACCAAUAAUAACUGAUGUUCAAGGAAAUGAGUUAAGAGGACUGAUUGGUCCAUAUAAUGAAGGCGAUGAACUUCGUUUGGUUUGUGUAACAGUAGGAGGUAAACCAAGGCCUUCAUUAACAUGGUGGAGAGAUGAUAAUAUCAUUGAUGAUUCUUUUGAUUACAAUGAUAAAGAUGUAACAAGCAAUCAAUUGAUGAUAACAUCUUUAGCUCGUCACAAUUUACUUUCCAUCUUCACAUGUCAAGCCAUAAAUAACAAUAUAACCCUUCCAUCAACAACCUCUAUUACAUUAGAUUUGAACAUGAAACCAACAGAAGUCCAUAUAACUCAAUUAACUUCAGUUCUGGUUGCUGAUCGUGAAGUAUCUUUUGAGUGCAAUACUUUUGGAUCUCGACCAAAGGCAAUUUUAUAUUGGUUUUUUGAUGGUCAAAGAUUCAGUACUCCGCUCAACGGUGAUCAUCAAACCAGUACAACUAUUACUUUAACGCUCAAACAAAUUCACAACAAUGCAAUCCUCAUCUGUACAGCCGAGAAUCCAAAGAUUCCAGGAUCAACUAUAACCGAUAACCUUAAAUUAGAUGUUCACUAUGUACCUCGUCUUUCCCUGAGACUUGGAUCACCAACAAUCUCACUGACUACACUACAAGAAGGAAAUGAUAUCUACUUUGACUGUGAAAUUGAUGCUAAUCCUCAUAUCAAUCGUCCAAUUAUCUGGCGCUUUAAUAGUGAUAUUCUUCAUUCUCAGCAUGGAGUAAUUCAAAGUAACCAAACUCUGGUACUUCAACGUGUUUCUCGUAAACAAAGUGGUACUUAUCAAUGUGAAGCAGGUAACAAUCAAGGUGCUGCACUAAGCAAUACAAUUAACCUUACCAUUAGAUAUGCUCCAUUCUGUCGCAAUGAAAACAUUUUAGUUUAUGGAGUAGCUCUUCAUGAGACAAUUCAUCUUGAAUGUGAUGUCGAUGCAAAUCCAUCUCGAGUUUCCUUCCAAUGGAAACAUCAAUACAAUUCCGAGUUGCUCCAGUUUAACCAAGUUAAUGACACAAGAUCAACUUUAAGCUUUUCACCCCAUGAGCCUAAUGAUUAUGGAAAGAUUGACUGUAUUGCCAAAAAUGAAGUAGGACUUCAACAGAGAGCUUGUACAUUUCAUAUAACCUCAUCAGAUCCACCAAAUUUAUCCUUUCGAUGUCGAAUUGCCAAUCAAAGUGACGAAUCUCUUAUGGUCCAUUGCUUACCUGAUGUUCGAGUCAAUUAUACUCAAGAAGAGGUUAAACAAGGAGAAGACAAUUACAACCCAUCUCGUGGUCUAUUCAUUUAUCCAGCCUCUUUUUUCACUUGCCAAGUUUUCCGCAAAAACGAACCAUAUCCUAUCGCUAAUGUGUCCAAACCGUUAAAUGUGCCCUAUCAAGUGCACUCAUAUGAAAUCAAUUUGAUGCACAAUAAUGAGAUCAAAUUUUUAAUCAAUAACCUUACGCCCGAAACAAGUUAUCGAAUCAAAUGUUUUUCACUUCACUCGCGUGGCUCAAGUCAAGUUAUGUGGUUAUCUGGUGAGACUUCACAGCCUGCUCAAAAGUUGAUUGGCAAUGGACGAUCAAAUUUGUUGACAGUAAACGGCCGCAACAUUUUUACUGGGAAACCCAUGUUGAUGGCUUUACUUUUGGGCAUAAUUGUAGUCACACUGAUACUCGUUUCUCUUGGAAUCAUUGCCAUCAUUAGAGUUCGUCGUACCCAUCGGCAUGUCAUCGGAUUGACGCGCUCUGAUCUCGACAAUUCACAGGUUGGCCCUGCAGGUGGAACCAUGUUUGAUGAGGGUGAAGAGGUUUGCUGUUGUGAUGACGAGUGUUGCGAUGAAAUGCUUUUAACAACCACAACAGUUCAACAACAAGAGCAACGAGCAAAUCAGUUUAAUUCAGUUGAAGCGAGUAAAGGUCCGCCUGAUAUUAUACCUUCCAUUGGCUACUGUACACCGAACAAUAACUUUGACUGUGACAAAAGUAAAGACGAAGACAAGUUUAUUUCAUCCUAUGAUAAAUUUGGAAUGGACAAAUGCAUAACUAUGGAGCCAAUAUCAAUCGUUAGAAAUGCAUCUUCUCAAAGCACACUUGAAAGGAAAAGUAGCACGUUAGAAUAUAAAAAGGAAAUGGCCAAAGGAACUCGAGUUGAUUUGAUUGGUGGAAGUCCAAAGUUCGAGUCUACCGUUUAAGUUUUUCAGUCCAAUCUAGAGAUGCACAUUCUAAGUGAUAAACAAUUAACAAUUUGGUUGAGUCUUUAAAUCCGUGGCAACAGUAAAGACGCUAUCAAAUACUCAUGCCUUUUACUGUUGAUGCAGGUCAACAUGAAAAGUCGCAUUUACUAUCGAUCUGUUUGCAUGAAGCACAUUGAUCAUUAAAUUGAUUGACUGUCGAAACGUGAAAAUGGCGCAUUAAAUAUGAUGGCAUAAACUGCGCUGCCUGUUGACGCUGCCAGGAAAUCAAUUCAAGGAAUACAAAUCGUGCAAAAUCGAACCUUACUCAGUGUUUAUAAACUCGAGAACUGCGCUGAGUAAAGAGAAAGACAAGAAAGAAAUUCUUCUCUUUUCGUUACUUUACCUUUUAGCCUGAUUUACUAUUAUUGUCAUAUGUUGAUACAAUCAUUUCAUUUCGCAUUGCCCACUUAUGAAUUGACCAUUAAUGCGAAUCAUCAUACUUUAAGCAUUUCUGUGAUAACGAAAAUGUACACAUAUUAUGUUAAGUUGGUUUAUUUAAUGUAAAUAUUACAAGCAACAAAAAUCAAUUGAUUGUAAGAAAAGAAAAUUUGUUAAUUGUAAAUGAAAAGACCUUUGAGAUUAAAGCAAAUGUUGAAUAAUAUUGUUUAAAUCCAAUGUAACGCACUUAAAUCAUUUAUGGGUUUAAUGGGUUAAGGUGUCAAUAGGUAAGCUUAAACCAAGCAAAUAUAUUUCCAAUGUAGUACUUUGUAGCAUGUUGCUUUCGCAUCUUUGGCGGAUGCACCUUAAUACUAAAUCUGAUAGCGAUCUAAUUAAAAAUAGGUCCGGAUCGAUUAAGCAUGUAGCAAUGGUGAGCUUGUUCCGAAUGACAAAAGUGGGGUAGUUUUGAAUGUGUACGCCAUCUAACGAUAAUGGAAACAACGACGAAACAAACAAAUAUUCAUUUUAUUGCAAAAAUGGAUUUUAACUUAUAAUGAAAGAAGUUUACGGCUUUAGCAUGAAAAUAUUAAAGGAAUAAGGGUAAGGUCCUAGUUAUGGGGACACUGGCGUGGCUUCAAUAGGCAUUUAAAUUUUCCUCCAAUCUGGUUGAAUCUUGGUUUCCUGGUAAGUUGAUGCUGAUAAUUUAAUAAUUAUGAUGUAAAUUUAAAACACUGAACACAAUGAACACAAUUGAAAGGUUAAAUUAUUUAAUUUUCACUAUUUUGAAGAUGAAGUGAUGAGAAAGAUGAGAAGAAUGAAAAUCACUGUAGAAUCCUGGUAAACCUGGUAAAGAAAAUGGCACAUUGGCGGGUUAAUUUUUCACUUGAUUUCAAUCAUGGUGG